AUGGGAAACUGUUUGAUGGGAGGAAACAACGUUGAAAGAGUGAUUCAAGAAGAAGAAGUAGUGAAGAAAGAUUACAAGAGAAAAGAUCGAAAAGUGAAGAUUGUUCUGAGAAGAGAUGAGUUAGAGAAACUCAUUCUUUUUCAGUUAAACGUCGAGGGCAAAGGAGAAACAACUUUGGCUUCUUUCGGCGAUUUUCUCAAGGAAUUAGAGGCGGAGAGAUCUGCCGGAGAAGCCGCGGCAAAGGCGGCGGAGGAGGAAGAAGAGUCUCGCCGGAGAUGUCGAAAAUGGAGGCCGUCGUUGGAAAGAAUCAUUGAAUGGCCUGAAGUGUAA
Molecule: messenger RNA, 330 nt
Organism: Arabis nemorensis
Lineage: Eukaryota; Viridiplantae; Streptophyta; Magnoliopsida; Brassicales; Brassicaceae
Source: the annotation of a GenBank genome assembly